Molecule: messenger RNA, 1353 nt
Organism: Penicillium canescens
Lineage: Eukaryota; Fungi; Ascomycota; Eurotiomycetes; Eurotiales; Aspergillaceae
Product: putative MFS monocarboxylate transporter
Exons: 2
Coding region: 1-1353 (450 amino acids)
Biological process (GO): transmembrane transport
Cellular component (GO): fungal-type vacuole membrane
Molecular function (GO): transmembrane transporter activity
Source: RefSeq, a predicted model, not a curated record
AUGGAGCCAAUGAAUGUUGCUACCAGCAGCCCGCCGCCCCUUCGAACACGCUUAGACCCCGUCAUCAUCGUCAUCGCUUCACUCGCUGUGAUUUUCACAGGAUGUGGAAUUAACUUUUCCUUUGGAGUUUACCAAGAGCUCUAUGACUCAAUGUCCAAGGACCCAAAUACACCGUUUACCGGUGCCACUCCAGCUCAGAUUGACUUGAUCGGGACUCUCUCCAUCGCCUUGAUGAACAUCGGCGCCCCAAUUGCAACAGCAUGGACAAAACACUACUCCCCACGAACAGUCACUUGGGCAUGUGGGAUUAUUUUCCCGGUGGCCUUGCUUCUUGCGAGUUACAGCCAGGCACUAUGGCAAUUCAUCCUUACCCAGGGCCUUCUCUUAGGAGUAGCCACUUGUCUUGGAUACAUGCCAGCCGUGACCGUUGCCCCAACAUGGUUCACUCACCAUCGCGGCCUUGCAAUGGGAAUUAUCAUGGCCGGAACGGGGCUUGGGGGAGUGGUGUGGCCCCUGGCAUUUCGAUAUCUCAUUAUCCGUGUGGGCUUCCGCAACACCCUCCGCAUAACAGCCGGCAUCUCGUUCAUCCUGAUAUGUGUCCCGGGUACAUUUAUGCGUUGGCCACCUAGCCAGAUCGCUCGCAUUCAAGUUGAAAAUGCAGCUGCCGCUCGAUCAUCUGGAUUCCUCCGCAUCCCACUGGUAAACUGGCGUGUCGUUCGUACUCGAAAAUUCCUCAUUCACGCUCUCGGUGCAGCGCUCCAGUCGGCUGCAUACUAUACACCUGUUUUCUUCUUUGCCUCUUAUGCGCGCACACUCGGGUAUUCACAAGCAACCUCUGCAAACUUCAUCGCCAUCUCCAACGCCGCCAACGCCGUAGGAAAGAUCAUUAUCGGACACAUUGCAGAUCGCAUGGGUCGAAUGAACACGCUUGCAUUGGCAACACUCAUCUCGGCAGUCUCCGUCCUUGCCCUGUGGCUUCCAUCUUGUCUUUCUGACAUGCAAUCUAACGGAAGCAACCUGUUCAUCGCGUUCACUAUUAUAUAUGGCAUCUUCGCAUCAGCCUACAUCUCACUUUUCCCAGCAAGUCUGAUGGAACUAUUCGGCGUGCAAAACUUUACCAGUGUUAACGGCUUGUUAUACAUGGUAAGAGGAUUCGCAACGCUUGUGGGAACGCCGGUGGCAGGUGCAUUGAUCCGGAGCAGCCAUAAGAUUGUGGAUUCUCGGAGCUAUGAAAACACCAGCAUUAUGGUUGGUGUGCUCUUGGUCGGCGCAACUGUUGCAGCGAUGUGGGCACGACUCGAAGUUACCAUUCCUCUUGACGGUAGACAGGGUCGAAUGAAGUGGCUGGCAUAG